AAUAUGUUUUGUUAUGUUACAGUUGAACGCCAUAAAUAAAUUGAGAAACACAGUUUGAAAACAGAUUCGUUUUUUGAUCGCGUACAUUUUUAACGUUAUCUCACGUGGUCCCUUCACCGGCAUUUUCUACGUCAACGUUGUUUUAACUUCACGAAACAAAUAGCGAAUCGUCGCGUCUAACUCGUUUUAGCACAUCAAGCUACAAACCCGGAAGUCAUGGCAGACGUCGGCGUCAAAGCAGGAGAUCAGGUUCUGUUUGUUUGGGCUCAGCCUUCAUCACCAGACACCCUAAAACAGUACGCAGAAGAGCUGGGAGCUGCUGUUGGGGCCGAUGGGAAAGUGUCAGUGGAGAACAUGGAGAGACUGCUGCUGUCCUCUCACCCAGCAUCCACCUUUGACUGCGUGCUCUCCUGCCUCCUGGCUGACAACUUUACCUUCCACAGUUUAGAAACUCUGGCAGAGAUGACCCGAGUUCUGAAACCUGGAGGGAAACUUGUUCUAGAAGAAGCAGUAACUGGAUCUGAUCUACAAACUAUAAGGACAUCUGAGAAGUUGACAUCAGCUCUGAAAAUGUCAGGAUUCACCUCAGUGACAGAGGUCAGUAGAACAGAACUGAGUCCAGAAGUCCUGAACUCUCUCAGGACGACCACCGGUUACCAAGGAAACGACUUGUCUAGAGCCCGGUUGUCAGCUUCCAAACCAAACUAUGAGGUCGGAUCAUCCUGUCAGAUUAAACUAUCAUUUGGGAAGAAGACGUCAACACCAGCAGAGAAACCUGCUCUGGAUCCUAACACUGUUAAAAUGUGGACGCUCUCUGCCAAUGACAUGAACGAUGACGACGUGGAUCUGUUGGACUCUGACGCUCUGCUGGAUGAAGAUGACAUGAAGAAGCCAGACCCCAGUUCCCUCCGAGCCGCCAGCUGCGGAGAAGGAGCGGGAAAGAAGAAGAAAGCCUGCAAGAACUGCUCAUGUGGUCUGGCUGAAGAGUUGGAGCAGGAGAGUAAAGGACAACAGAAGGCAAAUCUACCAAAGUCUGCCUGUGGAAGUUGUUACCUCGGUGAUGCGUUCCGAUGUGCGAGCUGUCCGUAUCUGGGAAUGCCCGCCUUUAAACCAGGAGAGAAGAUCGUACUGGACAACACCACAUUACAGGACGCUUAAAACAAAAAUUUAUGUUUAAUACUUAACAAAAAAAAUGACAUUCCCUUUUUCUCCUGUCUCUGCUACACUGACUGAUGCAAAAGGUUCUUUGAAGUGAGAUUUUUACAUUUUCCCCUGUCUUCUCUCUCAAAGUCUGACAUAUAAAUCAGCAAUAUCACAGUGUGUCACUGGCUCUGCGGCUGGGACCAAAUAUUAUUAACAACUGCUCAUAAUGAUCACAGAACAUCUCAAAUCAUCUUGAAUUCAAAUAAAGCAUAAAAACACU
This is a messenger RNA of Cynoglossus semilaevis (tongue sole), 1423 nucleotides long. RefSeq names its product cytokine induced apoptosis inhibitor 1 (gene ciapin1). Gene Ontology annotation, cellular component: cytoplasm. The record is from RefSeq and is a predicted model, not a curated record. Lineage: Eukaryota; Metazoa; Chordata; Actinopteri; Pleuronectiformes; Cynoglossidae. Gene Ontology annotation, molecular function: iron-sulfur cluster binding. Bases 217 to 1158 code for a protein of 313 amino acids. Gene Ontology annotation, biological process: iron-sulfur cluster assembly. The transcript is spliced from 9 exons.